AAACAUACAAAUAAACUAGCAAAACGCAACACUGAAAUAUACUUUUUCCAAUCUUUAAUUUGUUGCUUCUAUACGUGAAGUUGAUCAAUCAAUUGUGUAGCUAAUUAAGAAGGCCAGGAAAGGAGUAGCCCCUCGAUUUUAAAAAUGCCCAUUCAACAGAUAGCGAUUGGAAAUCCGGGUGAGGCAAGCCACCCGGAUGCGCUCAAGGCUGCCUUUGCCGAGUUCAUUUCCAUGCUCAUUUUUGUUUUUGCCGGUCAAGGCUCGGGCAUGGCUUUCAGCAAAUUGACAGACGGUGCAGGAGCAACUCCUUCGGGGUUAAUAGCAGCAGCAUUAGCCCACGCAUUGGCACUUUUCGUGGCAGUUUCAAUUAGCGCCAAUAUCUCCGGUGGCCACGUCAACCCCGCUGUCACAUUUGGAGCCUUUCUUGGUGGCAACAUCACUCUUCUCAGGAGUAUUGUUUAUUGGAUAGCUCAAUUGCUUGGAUCUAUUGUUGCUUGUAUCCUUCUCAAAUUUGCCACUGGUGGAAUGGAAACGUCUGCAUUUGCUUUGUCAACUGGGGUGUCAGUGUGGAAUGCGAUUGUGUUCGAGAUGGUGAUGACCUUCGGGCUGGUGUACACUGUCUAUGCAACUGCCGUGGAUCCAAAGAAGGGUGAUUUGGGCACUAUUGCACCCAUUGCUAUCGGUUUCAUUGUUGGGGCUAAUAUCUUGGUUGGUGGAGCGUUUGAUGGGGCAUCCAUGAACCCAGCUGUAUGUUUCGGUCCCGCAUUUGUGAGCUGGACGUGGACCCACCACUGGGUUUACUGGUUUGGUCCGUUUGGUGGUGCAGCCAUUGCAGCUCUCGUCUAUGACAACAUUUUCAUUGGCAACCAUCAUCAUCAUGAGCAGCUUCCUAUUGCUAACUAUUAGAAGUCACACAUGGUUCCUUUAUUCUUUUUUGUUAUGGUUCUCCAUUUUCCCCUCUUUUUUACAUAGGGAUUUGCAUUUUUUGUGUUUGAUGGUGAAUAAAAUGGGUGAUAAAGAAUA
Molecule: messenger RNA, 1023 nt
Organism: Cuscuta epithymum
Lineage: Eukaryota; Viridiplantae; Streptophyta; Magnoliopsida; Solanales; Convolvulaceae
Source: the annotation of a GenBank genome assembly